Messenger RNA from Nerophis ophidion (straightnose pipefish), 2355 nucleotides. RefSeq lists its product as uncharacterized. Gene Ontology annotation, cellular component: cell junction; plasma membrane. The record is from RefSeq and is a predicted model, not a curated record. The coding region runs from base 224 to 1162 and encodes 312 amino acids. Gene Ontology annotation, biological process: positive regulation of hippo signaling. Lineage: Eukaryota; Metazoa; Chordata; Actinopteri; Syngnathiformes; Syngnathidae. The transcript is spliced from 7 exons.
AUCACUGAGUGCACAGUAGUGGAGCGCUGCUCCUUCACUAUUGAACCUCCAUUAAUGCAUCUUCAUCUUAUGGUCUCCGACUCUGGGGAGAGGCAGCUCUUGUUUCGUUAAAGGAUGUUGCGGGAAUGACUUUGUUGUUGUAGACUGCUUGCCAGUCUACAACGAAGGGAACAUAAACACGGAUUCCAGCUUUUACGUCCCUGACACUGCCUGCAGUUUCUCCAUGGAGGAGGACAGUGACGUGGACAUGGGCGAAGUGUUCACUACGGGUCACUGGUGGAUGAUGAACUUGGGGAAUGGGGGCAGCAUUCGGGCCGAACGAGGCUGCAUGGUGAACAGUCGCAGCUGGGCUGAGGAGCUUCAGGAGUGUUACAAUGCGGGACAGAAGAGACUGUCCGUCAUUUCGGCCCAGAGGAAUGAGAGAGAGUCCAUCAGACAGAAACUUGCCCUCGGCAGUUUCUAUGACGACGAGCCAGUCAUCUUCACCAGCUGCAGCAAAAACGAUUCGUCCUCUGGUUUACAAAACCUGCAGGUGUGUUUUGUCAACGACAGCAGCAGCGACAAAGACAGUGAUGCGGAGGACAGCAGGACCGAAACCAGUCUGGAUACACCCUUGUCACCUGUGAGCAAGCAAAGCUCGUCGUUGUCGGAUCGGGACACGGCGGAGGAGGACUCGGAUCCGUUAGAUGACUGCGGCGGGUUCUGGCGGGUGCAGCGAAAGCUCCAGGAGGAGGCCAGGGUGGCGCUGGCUCUGGCGAGGCCCAUGGCCAGGAUGCAGGUGGAGGUGGAAAGACAAAUCCAGCUCCACAGACGCUCACCAGUGGCAGAUUUGCUUCCCCACAUGCCUCACAUCAACGAAGGCCUGAUGAAGAGGAAUCUGAGACGAGGAGACAUGAGGGAGAUGAGUCUUGGGCAGCUCCAAGUCAUCACAAAUGACUUGCACUCACAGAUCCAGACCCCGCUCACUCAGGCGGCGUCGCUUCCGUGUUCUCUCCCCCUCUCAUGGUCUCCGACGCUGCUAAUAAAGGAACAGGUGAUUAGACAACUCGUUCCAGCUGAGAUUAUCCACUCACCUGUCAGCUGCUUCAUGGCCGGCCCCUGCACACACCCCGCCCAAAGGGAACGCGUGGACCACGCCCCUCUGCACAGCAACCCUUCGUAGAAGACGUGUGGAUACACCUGAGUUGUGUUCAAUGUUUAGAGUUUUUCGCAUUCCAUGACAAAUGUAUGCUUUUUUCGUUUUUGUUUACAGUUUUACUAUUAUUGUUUUAUCCAACAAUCUGCCUUUGGACACCACUAUGUUUAUACGAUAUUUUUUGCAUGUUCAGAUCUUUCUCAAGUUUAAAAGACAAUUGUAUGCAUCACAUGCAAUUAAAGAAAAAAUUUAAAAUUGAAAGAGCGAAUACAUUUAGUAAGAAAAGACGAAGUGCUUUAUCGAUGCACUUUACUUCCAGGCUUUGGCGGACCACAUAAAACAAUGUGGCGGGCCAGAACUGGCCCCCGGGCCUUGAGUUGGACACCUGUGAUCAGGAGAAUGUACAAACAACACGGUAAGGUUGUAAAAUACAAACAUACUGCUAGACCAAGGAAAACAUCAAAGCGCCAAAACAGAAAACUUAAAGUAAAUGAAGAACAAAUAGCAGAAACUGGAGCCAGUGUCUGCGUAAUAAACUGUAAAAAAACACCAAAGGAAAUUAGAUUUAAAUACUGAAAAGCUAAACAAAAUCCAAUGGGAGGAGAAAAGGGAAUGGUGGACUUUUGAUGACUGCAUUAAUGUCCUAAUCAGUGAUGAAUCACAACUCUGCACUGAGCAAAGAUGUUGGAACUUUUGUUGGGUGUCCUUCCAAUGAGAUUUCUGAAGACGACUGCCUGAAGAACAUUAGCAUUAGCAUAACAUUAGAUAAUAUGAGGCUGCAUGUCAGGUCAUGGCACUGGGGACAUCAUUACAUCUUCUAUACAUGCACAAGUUGGAUUUUUUAUUUUUAUUCCAUCAGUCAAAAAGAUGUUUGGGGGUGAUGACAUCAUUUUCAAGAUGAUAAUGCCUCUUUAGAGCAAAAACUGAAUACUUUACAUGAGGUCAAUGUCAUGGCCUGCAAAAAGUACGCAGCUCCAAUGUAAAAUGUGAGGUGGAAAUAGAAGAAAAUCGUGGAUGACAAGACUCAAACCUGCAAAGCUGAUCAGCAAUCAAAGAAAGUUGGAGCAAGAGUUCUGUUUGUCACUCGUUAAGUCCAUGCCUCAGAAACUACAAGCUGUUAUAAAAGCCAGAGGUGGUGCAACAAUGUACUACUGUUGUGUUGUGUUUUUGGUUGGCUUUUCAUGAUUCCAUAGUUUCUUUCACUCUGCUGGAUCCAAGAG